Trachymyrmex cornetzi is the source of this 409-nucleotide messenger RNA. RefSeq lists its product as uncharacterized. The coding region runs from base 18 to 353 and encodes 111 amino acids. The record is from RefSeq and is a predicted model, not a curated record. NCBI's taxonomy places the organism in Eukaryota, Metazoa, Arthropoda, Insecta, Hymenoptera, Formicidae. The transcript has a single exon.
CAGAAGAGGAUCAUAUUAUGGGAUUUUGUCGCAGAAGAUCAUCGUGGGACCUUGAAGCAGAAGAGAAUCACAUCAUGGGAUUCUGUCUCAGAAGAGGAUCAUCACGGGAUUUCAUCAUAGAAGAUCAUCGUAGAAUUUCAUUGCAGAAGAGGACCAUCGUGAAAGAUCAUCACAGAAUUUUAUCACAAAAAGGACCAUCGCGGGAAAUCGCAGAAGAUCAUCGUGGGACCUUAUUGCAGAAAAGGAUCAUUGUAGGACUUUGUUGCAGAAGAGGAUCAUAUCAUGGAACUCUCGUAGAAAAAAAUCUAUGGAAUUUUGUCGUAGAAGAGGAACAUCGUGGAACCUUAUCGUAGAAGAUUAUUUUGGAAUCUUAUCACAAAGAGACUCACAUCAUGGGAUUGUCGCAGAA